Vombatus ursinus (common wombat) is the source of this 2566-nucleotide messenger RNA. It is a transcript of the gene SLX1A, whose product is annotated as SLX1 homolog A, structure-specific endonuclease subunit. Gene Ontology annotation, molecular function: 5'-flap endonuclease activity; crossover junction DNA endonuclease activity. Gene Ontology annotation, biological process: double-strand break repair via homologous recombination. NCBI's taxonomy places the organism in Eukaryota, Metazoa, Chordata, Mammalia, Diprotodontia, Vombatidae. The record is from RefSeq and is a predicted model, not a curated record. Gene Ontology annotation, cellular component: Slx1-Slx4 complex.
ACACUGUCGCCACUUCUGGGAGAUGCCUUCCGAUGUACAAUUUCCGUCCUCAAGGUACUUCUCAUGCUUUCUCUGCCCAAUCUUAUACCGGUCAUUUCCGCCCUUAAGACGCCUCUCGUUCGUUACCACCCAGUUCCAUGUUCGUCACUUCCGCCCUCAUUUUACCCCUCCCCCCACCGACCCAUCAUUCCGCCCUCAUUUAACCUUUAGCCAAUCAAGCCUGCGAUUGGACCACACCGGAAGUUCCGUGCUGAACUGUGCUCGGGGUGGGCUCCCGCUUCUUUUCAGAAAGGCCCUCCCCUUUUGGUAUUUUCUGGCCCAGUUUCGACGUCCCGAUCGUAGCCUGGGAACGAUGGGGCCCGCGGAAGCCUCUGGGGAAGUGAAGAAGACGCAGCCAUUCUUCGGGGUCUACCUCCUCUACUGUCUCAACCCCAAAUACAGAGGCCGCGUCUACGUGGGCUUUACCGUGAACCCUUCUCGGCGAGUCCGGCAGCACAACGCCGGGCGCAAGAAGGGAGGGGCGUGGAGGACCAGCGGGCGAGGACCUUGGGAAAUGGUCCUUAUCGUCCAUGGUUUUCCUUCUGACGUGGCUGCCCUUCGGUUUGAGUGGGCCUGGCAGCACCCUCGGUCCUCCCGUCGUCUGGCUCACAUAAGUGGCAAAGCCAGGAAGGAGGGAACCUUUUUUUUCCACCUGCGAAUACUGGCCCAGAUGCUGCAGGUGGCACCUUGGAAUCGGUUGCCCCUCACCUUGCGUUGGCUACGACAGGACUUCCAGCAGGAGCUCAGCCCUCCACCUCCCCAGCACAUGCCUCUUGCUUUUGGGCCUUUGCAACCUGGCCUCACUCAGAGGGGAAGGAGAGAGGUAGGCAAGGAAGCAGAUGAGGUCUUCUGCUCUCUCUGCCAGCAGCUAGUCCAGGAUAAGGAUGGACCCCUUUGCUGUCCUCACCCCAGCUGUCCAUUGAAUGCUCACCUAAUUUGCCUUGCUGAAGAAUUCCUUCAAGAGGAACCUCAACAGCUUUUGCCCCUGAAGGGCUGCUGCCCAGGCUGUAAGAAUACUUUGUUGUGGGGAGACCUGAUCCGUCUACACCAGGCAUAUCCUAGAAACCUGGAAGAGGUAGAAUCUGACCUUGAAGAGACACACUGGACGGAUGAACUGAAGACUUAAGCCGCCAUCUUUUUCUGCCUUCGAGGAUCUAAUCUUCCCAAGAACCUAGUUUUAUUUUUCACCUCCAGCAGGCUUGGGGGGAUUUUUAAUAAUUUUUAUUAGACAAGUGGAAAAGGCUAGAUUGGGAGUUAAAAGAGCUGGAUUCAGAUUUUAGUUCCAAAACUUAAUCAGCUGUAUCAUACUAAUGCUGUAGAGUUGUUAAUGUUAGUUCUUACAAUAAAGAGACUAAGUUAAAUGCUGGGCUACUUUGGGGUAGGGAAAAAAGGAAGAAACCUGGGAUGGAGUCACAGAGAAAACAAAUGUAUGUUUUCUUUUAUGUGGGAUUUAGUGUGGAGGAGACAAAACAGUAUUAGGAAGGGAAGGAAAGCUGACACAGGCUUUCCCUGUCUAUAGGUGGGAGAUUAUCCUAGGAGAACAAAUACUACAACAGAGCGAACAGCGACAGGCACCUGACAUGAGGACUCAGUGCUCUUAGGAUCCUACCUUACUGACCUCAGCUUUGGUUUAACUCACUUGAUGCCAGUGACCAAAAGGGAGAGCUCACAGCUGCCUGGAAGAAUUGAGGGGAGAAGAUAAGAGCUGGAGGGAGGGGAAGGCAAGGGAAGGGCUGGUAUGUUAAACUAAGAUCUGGCUCUGAACUCUUAUGUGUUGUCUCCCCCUAUCAGAAUGGAAGUUCCUGGAGAGCAGGGAUUGUCUCAGUUUUCUAUUUGUAUCCUCAGCACCUGGCAGAGCUUAGCACACAAUAAGCACUUAAGCUAAAUGCUUUUUAUCUAUUUGUGUACUUUCAAUAGUGUUUCCAAAUUCCUGAUGGAUAUUAAUCUUCAGGAUUUGGGAAUGAGAAAUUGUAAUUCACAAAAUCAUGUUAUUCUGUAUUUUUAAAAAAUAUUUUAUUUACAUGUUUUUAAAUAUCAAUGAGUGAUCAUAAUAAUAAACAGUAAUUUUUUUGUGAGGGUUAUACUAAAAGUUUCAGGUUUUCUAUAAAAAAGAUAAAACAAAUGUAUGGUUUAUUAUUAUUACAAACUAAUACGUUGUUUACUGACAAACAUCUGUCAACAAGUUGACUAAUUUCUUUUAACUUUCUUAAAAUACUUGUAGCAUUCUUCAUAAUCUACUCAUUAUUAUAGAUAUCUAAAACUUUUUUAAUAAAUAAGAAAUAUUGGUUAGUAAUAUUUAUUUUACAAAAAGAACCGUAACCAUUAGCAAAUAUUCAAACACUGGAAAAGACCAGUAAACAUUAUUGGAUAGCAUUCAAAUAAUGUAACAUUGACUUCUAGCAAAGUUAACAUAACACAAAAUGAUGUGACAAAAUUGCCAAUUUAAUGAGACUCAGUUUUGCUUCCUAAACUUGUUAUUUCUUGAGAUACUGCUUACAUAAGAUUUGCAUAAAGUAUGUUAUGCAGA